UUUUCACAAUUUUUCCCCCCAGUACAGAAUGAGAGAUCCAAGCGGAGCAAUUUGGAAAAAAAAGACGUGACGUAAGCUAGUAAACUUGAGCCGACAACAACUUGAACUGUGCACAAGUGAAUUGUAGCUGGGAUUAAGCGGUAUUGAGGGAUUACAGUGGCGUGAUUGGUUUCCUGGGCUACGACUGGCCAGCAAAAGUGAACGUGCGAAUUUUGUAAAUAAACCGCAUGUUAUAGCAAUGGUGGGACUGCCUGCACGGGGAAAGACGUACAUUUCCAAAAAGCUGUGCAGAUACCUCAAUUGGAUUGGAAUAAAUACAAAAGUAUUUAAUCUGGGGGAGUACAGGAGGCAUGCAACAACAGCAUAUCAAUGUCACGAAUUCUUUCGUCCUGACAAUAUCAAGGCCAUGGCCAUAAGAACCCAAUGUGCUGUGGAUGCACUGAAUGAUGUCUGUCAUUGGCUUGAGAGUGGUGAUGGUGAAGUAGCUGUUUUUGAUGCCACCAAUUCGACGAUUGAGCGCCGACAAAUGAUUCACAAUAUUGUCGUUGAAAAAAUGGGAUUUAAACUAUUUUUCGUUGAAUCUGUAUGUGACGAUCCGGAAAUAGUAGAGCAGAACAUAAUGGAGGUAAAAGUGAGUAGUCCUGACUAUGCUGAUAUGAACAAAGAGGAGGUGUUGGCAGAUUUCAUCAAGAGAAUUGAGCAUUAUCAAGAGAAGUAUCAGCCUCUCGAUGAGAGUAAAGAGAGUGAAUUGUCGUUCAUGAAGAUUUAUAAUACAGGAGAGAAAGUACUUGUGUAUAAACACGAGGGGCAUAUACAAAGCAGAAUAGUCUAUUACUUAAUGAAUAUACAUAUUGUGCCACGAACAAUUUAUUUAACGAGACAUGGUGAGAGUGUUAUGAAUCUUGAAGGGAGAAUUGGGGGUGAUUCUGAUUUGAGUGAACGGGGAAAAUUGUAUGGGAAGGCAUUGGCACAGUAUAUUGAUGAGCAGGAUAUACAGGGAUUGAGGGUAUGGACGAGUUGGUUGAAAAGAACUAUUCAAACAGCAGCUGACGUUAAUGCACCACAAGAGAGGUGGAAGGCUCUCAAUGAAAUCGAUGCUGGUAUCUGCGAAGAAAUGACGUACGAGGAAAUAUCCAGCAAAUAUCCAACGGAUUUUGCAGCAAGGGACCAAAAUAAAUUUUCAUAUCGUUAUCCAAGAGGAGAAAGUUACGAGGAUUUAGUUGCAAGACUUGAGCCAGUGAUAAUGGAAUUGGAGAGACAAGGAAAUGUUCUUGUCGUAACACAUCAGGCUGUACUUCGAUGUCUCCUUGCCUAUUUUCUCGAUAAAAGUGCAGUCACACUGAAAUUUACAGAUGAACUGCCAUAUUUGCAAGUACCUCUGCACACUAUUAUGAAAUUAACACCAGUGGCGUAUGGCUGUAAAGUCGAACGAAUUCGAUUGCCCAUCGAUGCAGUGGAUACACAUCGACCAAAACCAAAGAUUCCAGGCUAUUUGGAUGAACGAUACAGGAGCAAAGGGAGAAAUCUUCACAUCUGAUAACGAUCUAAUGAUUCAUUAAAUAUCCAUCAAUUAUUUCCACUUGUUCUUUUCGUUUCUGUCUGAUUAUGAUUGACUAUUUGUUCAAGUCAUAUUGUUUACUAGAAAAUUAUAAUAGGAGCAUUUUGUUGAGACAGCUGGCUGUCCUUAUGAUGAGCUUAUUAAAGUAAUAGUGCCAAAUUAGUUUCUAUUCAAUGAAUGAAGUAUUUUUAUUGAUCAGGGGAUAAUCGAUAGUGGAAUCGUCAUCAAAAUGUUGUAGAAUAGGUUGUGAUUUUCUUGUGAAAUUGCGAAUAAUGUGAUACAAGUGCUCAAGAGUGAUUACGAAAAUGGCUAAUCCUUGUUUCAAUUGUCAGUUACAAUUCUUUGCUGCAUUAUUAAUGGAUGCGAGUUGGAAUAUCGAAUUGUUUUUCCUUCACGCACUCGUAUGUGCGUCUGAAAUAUUCAUAUCCAGAUGAAAAAACUUCUAUGAAAUAAAUACAGCCGCAUGCGUUUUGUCUAUUCGCAUAUUCAGGCUUUGAUCCAUCGAUACUUUCAUCUACAAAUUCACCAUAAUAUGUCACAAUAUUUACAAUAUUUACCAUGUGUGUAAAUAAUACAUGUUUAUUCAUUAAAUUAGAUUCAGUCAGAAUCUUGGAAAUGCUUUCUACUCUGAUCCUUAAUCGAUGGAUAAAUUUCACAACUGUUGUUGCAAUAUUUAAUAGUAAUAAAUAUUAACAUUUAUCUUGAAAGAAGGAAACAGAUAAUUGCGAGGAGUAAUAAUUGGAACAAUCAAAUAAUUAUUAUAAAUUAUAGAAUAAUUUCUACUCUGCGUUAAUAAUUCAAUAAAAAUCAUCGCAACAUCAUGUCA
Molecule: messenger RNA, 2384 nt
Organism: Fopius arisanus
Lineage: Eukaryota; Metazoa; Arthropoda; Insecta; Hymenoptera; Braconidae
Gene: Pfrx
Product: 6-phosphofructo-2-kinase
Exons: 6
Coding region: 239-1537 (432 amino acids)
Biological process (GO): fructose metabolic process; fructose 2,6-bisphosphate metabolic process
Cellular component (GO): cytosol
Molecular function (GO): ATP binding; 6-phosphofructo-2-kinase activity; fructose-2,6-bisphosphate 2-phosphatase activity
Source: RefSeq, a predicted model, not a curated record